This is a messenger RNA of Medioppia subpectinata, 1104 nucleotides long. Lineage: Eukaryota; Metazoa; Arthropoda; Arachnida; Sarcoptiformes; Oppiidae. The record is from the annotation of a GenBank genome assembly.
AUGGCACAUGAGAUGAAACGCUCGAAGACAUUAAUGGUUACCACUCAUGACGGCAGCGAAGACAACAAACACAAGCCACAGAUUUACGCGAAGAACUCAAUCGACAGAUUCGGUGACGAUUUGUGUGCACUUCUGUUGUCAUACUUUCCGCUCGAAGACCACAUCCGUUGCGAAUCGCUGUCCAAACAGUUCCGGCGGACAGUCUUCCGAAGUCUUCGCGACAUUACUAUUGACGACAAACUUAUGAGACGAUUACCGAAGAGCAAUGUCCGCCAAAUAGUGGCCACAAUUGCCAUAAAGUGUGAAAACAUUGAAACCAUUGACUGCCGAGGAAUGAGCAGUAGAUUUGAAGAACCAAUUGUCGAAUUUGCAAACAAUGCAACUCUUAUUGCGAAGAAUUUGCAUACAUUUGAGUUAUUGGACUAUUUCGCCGACAAUUCAGAUGAACACCGAUUGUCUGCAUUCGUGGCACACAAUCUGUGCCUCAGAAGCGCUGUGUUUAUGGUUUACGACACUUUACCUAAACUUUGCCAACAAUUGUCGCGAUUAACACAAUUACGGGAAUUAGGACUCGGAUUGAUGUUAACGAGUGGUCAGAACUCAUUGUCCGAGUCUUUGCGUACGUUUGGCUUAGAUUGUAAACAAUUGCAACGAUUGACACUUCACUUGAAUGCGUGCCAUAAUUUGGAUUUAAUUGAUGAAUUCAAUAGUCAUUCUUUGGAUUCAUUGCAAUGUUAUCGACGAUUAAAACGAUUGAAUUUAUGGCUUAAUGUGGCCCUCAAUCCCGAAGUGUUGGAACCGUUGACACUUUGCCACCGAUUAACACAUUUGACAAUUAAUUCACGGAAAAUGAGUGACAAAUUGUUUGUCAAUUGUGACAAACAGUGGCCACGACUUCAACACCUGUCCAUCAAAACUAAUACAAUAAGUCGCGAGUGUUUGGACCACAUCUCAAGACUACCGGCGCUGCAAAUCCUUAUCAUUGAUGUCUACGUAAUCAGUGGUCUGACAGAUAAUGAUUUCGAGGAUCUGUUGUCCAGAAGUCCUAAACUAAAGGCAAUUGAAUUCAUUGUGAAUACGAAUCGCAAAACUUUUACCGUAUAA